AUGGAGAUUGAACUUGGCUUCAUUAAAUGGUGUUGCAGUAAACCUAUAAUCAAGGGCGUACAGGUAGAAUGUCUUGAUGGUCUUGAAGGGGAAUGUGAGGGUAAUCUGUCAUUCAAACAAGGAGAAAUUUUAACUAUCAUUAACACAAGAGAUGAUGGUUGGUGGGAGGCAGAAAAUAAAGAUGGAAAAAGAGGAACUGUACCUAAAACUUUCCUUCAGAUUAAAAAACAAAUAAAAAAUAGCAUUACAUUGCCAGGGAAUAGCAAUUCAAAAAAUGACGGAGAAAAACAUGAAAAACUCAAAGAAGAACUUGAAAGAAAACUAAAAUUAGCUAAAGAAGAAGAGGAGGAAAAAGAAGAAGAAGAUGAUGAAAGUGAAGAGGAUGAAAGUGAAGAGGGAGAUGAAGAGAAAGAUGAUAGUGAAGAUAAUAGUGAAGAUGAUAGUGAAGAUGAGGAGAAAACAACUAUUGAGGGCUCUUAUGCGGAAGGACUUGUUGAUUUUAAAGGUGAAAACGAGGAGGAUCUGUCAUUCAAACAAGGAGAAAUUUUAACCAUCAUCAGCAGAAGAGAGGAUGGUUGGUGGGAGGCAGAAAAUAAAGAUGGAAAAAGAGGAACUGUACCUAAAACUUUCCUACAGAUUAAAGAACGAAUCAAAAAUAGCAUUGCAUUGCUAGGCAAUUAUACAUCGCAAAAUGAUGGAAAAAAUCUUAAAGAAAAGUGUGAAAGUAAAACUAAAAUUAAGCCAGCUAAAGAAGAAGAGGAGGAGGAAGAAGAAGAAGAAGAAGAGGAAGAUGAGGAGGAGGGAAGUGAAGAGGAGGAGGGUGAAAGUGAAGAGGGAGAUGAAGAGAAAGAUGAUAAUGAAGAUAAUAGUGAAGAUGAGGAGAAAACAACUAUUGAGGUUAGUAAUAAAUAG
Molecule: messenger RNA, 912 nt
Organism: Saccostrea echinata
Lineage: Eukaryota; Metazoa; Mollusca; Bivalvia; Ostreida; Ostreidae
Product: nephrocystin-1-like
Exons: 9
Coding region: 1-912 (303 amino acids)
Biological process (GO): protein localization involved in establishment of planar polarity
Cellular component (GO): cytoplasm; cilium
Molecular function (GO): protein binding
Source: RefSeq, a predicted model, not a curated record